Messenger RNA from Tarenaya hassleriana, 2450 nucleotides. Its product is annotated as calmodulin-binding receptor-like cytoplasmic kinase 3. The transcript is spliced from 7 exons. Gene Ontology annotation, molecular function: ATP binding; protein kinase activity. Gene Ontology annotation, biological process: protein phosphorylation. The record is from RefSeq and is a predicted model, not a curated record. Bases 774 to 2264 code for a protein of 496 amino acids. NCBI's taxonomy places the organism in Eukaryota, Viridiplantae, Streptophyta, Magnoliopsida, Brassicales, Cleomaceae.
UAAAGGAAGUGAAAAAAAAAAGGAAAUUGGAGGACGAAUCUUCCAAGUCCUUACACGGUGUCUUCCAUGAACUAAGACGAAGUAACAACACAUCCUUAGACAAAUCCAGUCUUCUGUCCUUCUUCCUCUUUCAUGGUCUUGUCUGAGAAAGAGGAAGGACUUUUUUUUUUGCUGUUCAUUGAAUUGAUCCAGAAAAUUUUAGUGAACCCAUAGAAUCAAGUUCCUGGUUUGCUUCCCUUUUUGGGUUUUUUCUUCUUCUUAUUUAUAGGGUUUUAAUCGUUAGAACUGGUUGGGAAUCCACGAGUUGACCGAAUUGGAAAGCUCUGUUUUUUUUUUCUCUCGUUUUGGAUGUUCUUGUUCCUGGGUUUAUCUAUUUCGUGUAUGGUGGGUUUAGGGCGUCGGACAUUUACUGCAUCAGAGUUGAGGUUUUUAGGGUUUUGAAGCAUUAGGGUUUCGAAAUUCUAGCUCGAUUUGACGAUCUGUUGUGGGUUUGAGUGAAAAGGGUAUCUGAGAAUUGAACCCAGAUCAACGCAGUGAUCGACAGUUUCGUCAAUUUGGUACGUUAGACAAGAUUCCGAGCUGAAUUCCAUUCUAAGGUUGAUACUGGUGGAUUAGCGAAGUGUUUGUGUAAAUCUAGCUGAUUAAAAGCCGGUUUCGUGAUAUCGAAUUCAAUCCUUUAUGCUUUUGUUCAUGGAAACUUUCAGGGUUUAGGACUAAAGUUCGAUCCUUUAGCAUAGUUAGUAUUGUGUAGAAAGGGUUUUAGGUUACUAAACAUGAUGCUUAGCGUUCUGUUGUGUCUAUUUGUGUUUUUGGGUAUGAGGAUUACUUCUGUAUCUGCCUCUCUUGUCUGGUCUGUUGAUUGUGGUUCUGACCGUUUGGCUUACUCGUCGUCCCGUCACCGACGAGAGAUUUCGUUCGCUAUCAAUGGCAAUUCGGUGGAUAGAGCUCGUUUCUGUGAAGCCGUAUGGUGUCACAAAUCCAAAGGCUGUAUCCUUAAGGAUUCUUUCAGGGACGACUUAUGCAAGAUUCGUAAUUUACUAGGGAGAAGGGUUCUGCAAGAAAAAUCGGGAGAAGAUUCCCGGAAACACAGAGCUGAAUUGUUAUCGUACCCUGUAAAAGCCGGCAUGGCAGCAGGCGGGUUAUUGCUCGUCUGUUGCGCUAUUGUUUGUCCUUGUUUGCACAAGGAGAAGAAAGCAAAAGCUCAUGAAGUUCUUGGAAAGGAAUCGAACCCUGGGGAGCAAGUUCUGAAUUUCGAAAUGAGUCCCCCGUCCGAGAAAAUUCCGCCAAGCCCGUUCCGGGUACCUCCAAGCCCGUCUAGAUACGCUAUGUCCCCAAGGCCGAACAGGAUCGGACCGUUGCAUCUAAGCAUGAGUCAGAUUUUUAAAGCUACUAACAAUUUCUCGGAGAGUAAUCAGAUUGGCGAAGGCGGUUUCGGAAUUGUGUACAAAGGCUUUCUUGAUGAUGGUCCCGUUGUCGCCAUAAAACGAGCGAAGAAGGAACAUUUUGAGAAUCUGCGGACCGAAUUCAAAAGCGAAGUCGACCUUCUAUCCAAAAUCGAGCAUCGGAAUUUAGUGAAACUGCUUGGUUACGUUGAUAAAGGAAAUGAGCGUCUCAUCAUAACGGAGUACAUUGGAAACGGAACUCUGAGGGAUCACUUGGAUGGUGUCGGGGGAAAAAUACUCGACUUCAACCAGCGGUUAGAGAUCGCGAUAGAUGUCUGCCAUGGACUGACCUAUCUUCAUCUCUAUGCAGAGAAGCAAAUUAUCCACAGGGACGUGAAAUCGUCGAACAUUCUCCUGACGGAAGGCAUGAGAGCCAAAGUUGCGGACUUUGGGUUCGCGAGAGGCGGUCCGUCGGAUCCUAACCAAACCCACAUCGUAACACAAGUGAAAGGAACAGUCGGUUACCUCGACCCUGAGUACAUGCGGACAUACCAACUCACUGCCAAGAGCGAUGUCUUCUCGUUCGGGAUUUUACUCGUCGAGAUUCUCACUGGACGUCGUCCCGUGGAGGCCAAACGACCUAUUGAUGAACGGAUAACUAUCCGAUGGGCGUUCAACAAGUACGAGGAAGGGAAGGUUCGGGAACUGGUGGAUCCGAACAUGGGGGAAGAAGUGAGCGAGAAGAUACUGCGGAAGAUGUUCGGUCUGGCGUUCCACUGCGCGGCCCCGACACGGAACGAGAGACCGAACAUGCGGACCGUUGGGGAGCAGCUUUGGACCAUAAGAUCCAACUAUCUCAAGCUAUCAAGGGAACUAAUAUAAAUAAAUAAAUAUAUAUAUAUUAAAUAAAAGCACAAAAACUUGAUUCUGUUUUUGAGUUUGUGUUCGUGUUGGUAUUGUGCCUGUCUUUCUAUGUAAAGAUGACUUCAGAUUGUGGCUAGUUGAUGAACAACCGGUCAUAGUCUUGACAUAUUAUUGAAAUUAGGGUUUAGGGUUUGGAUUUGAUUA